This is a messenger RNA of Saccharomyces mikatae IFO 1815, 834 nucleotides long. It is a transcript of the gene MPD2, whose product is annotated as protein disulfide isomerase MPD2. Gene Ontology annotation, cellular component: endoplasmic reticulum. The record is from RefSeq and is a predicted model, not a curated record. Bases 1 to 834 code for a protein of 277 amino acids. The transcript has a single exon. Lineage: Eukaryota; Fungi; Ascomycota; Saccharomycetes; Saccharomycetales; Saccharomycetaceae. Gene Ontology annotation, molecular function: protein disulfide isomerase activity. Gene Ontology annotation, biological process: protein folding.
AUGAAAUUGUACGGUUAUUUGAUUUCCAUGUUGUCACUAUGCGGCGUUAUCUUACCAGUGUUGGCCUACAGUGAAACGGUCACAAUGGUCAAGUCGGUUGAGCAAUAUUUCGAUACAUGCAAUAGGAAUGAUUCUUACAUAAUGAUAAAAUACUACACCUCUUGGUGUCAACAUUGUAAAACAUUGGCUCCAGUAUACGAAGAGCUUGGUGAGCUAUAUGCUAAAGAUGCUAACAAAGAAGAUAUCCCAAUUAACUUUCUUGAAGUCAACUGUGAAUUCUUUGGGCCAACCUUAUGCACUGAUUUACCUGGAUUCCCCAUCCUUGAGCUCAUCAAACCUCGCACAAGGCCCUUAAAUGUUCCUGAACUUGAUUACUCUUCUAUGAAGUUCCAUCAAAGACUAUGGCAAAGAAUCAAGACGCGGUUCCAUAAUCCUAAAUACCAAUUGGAUCCGUCUAGAGUCGUUCGUUUUGAGGGUAGCCGGAACAUAAAGAGCCUGAGCAAUUUCAUUGAUACUGUUAGAAGUAAAGAUGCCGAAAACAAGUUCAUUGAGCAUGUAUUUGAUGACUCCAAAAAUUGCGACGAAGAAUUUCUUUCUCAACAGCGUCUGUGUAAAGCUGGUAAAGAAUACCGCUUUACAACUUUAUCUAAAUUAUACGAAGACAUGAGUGGUUUAAAAAAGGAAAGGAAGAAAUUAGAAGCCUCAAUCAAAAGCAAUAUGAAUAACAUAAGUGAAGACGUCAAAGAAAAAAUGGAAGUUGUUCGCUUACAAUUGAAGCUACUUUCACAUAUGGAAGAACAGUUAGGCUCUAUCACUAACCAUGACGAACUUUAG